This is a messenger RNA of Lycium ferocissimum, 575 nucleotides long. Its product is annotated as protein transport protein Sec61 subunit beta-like. Lineage: Eukaryota; Viridiplantae; Streptophyta; Magnoliopsida; Solanales; Solanaceae. The transcript is spliced from 2 exons. Gene Ontology annotation, cellular component: Sec61 translocon complex; endoplasmic reticulum membrane. Gene Ontology annotation, biological process: intracellular protein transport. Bases 144 to 398 code for a protein of 84 amino acids. The record is from RefSeq and is a predicted model, not a curated record.
GAGACAGAGGCAAAGUUUUCUUUUCAUUUUCAUCUCUCUCUACAAAAAUACAAAUUCCUUCCAUCACCAAUUCUUAUAAAUAAAUAUCAGAGACUAAGAUCUAAGUGCCUCUUUUCCUAAUUAUCUCAAAAAUAUUCUAAAAAAUGGCAUUGGGUGGAGGUGGUCCUCAGAGAGGUUCUAAUGCAGCAGCCGCUGCCAAUCUACGACGUAGGAGGGCAACUAGUGGUGGAGCCGCUGCUGGAGGAGCCGGUGGUACUAUGCUCCAAUUCUAUACUGAUGAUUCACCAGGACUCAAGAUUUCUCCUAAUGUUGUGCUUGUUAUGAGCAUUGGUUUCAUUGCUUUUGUUGCUGUCCUUCAUGUCAUGGGUAAGCUCUACUUUGUCCGCAGAGAAGGAUAGGAGAAUUUUGAUAUCUGGGUUGCAACUGAUUGAGAAUUCCUUUAAGACAGACAGAGUUAUUAGAUUUACCUUUCUUUAUUUUCCUUGUACCGUAAUGGAUUUAUACAGAAUUUCCCGUUUCGAGUAACUGGUUUUUGUAAGUUGUUCCAACAUCUAGAAAGGAAUUGCCGGACCAAA